Molecule: messenger RNA, 2078 nt
Organism: Pleuronectes platessa (European plaice)
Lineage: Eukaryota; Metazoa; Chordata; Actinopteri; Pleuronectiformes; Pleuronectidae
Product: coiled-coil domain-containing protein 112
Exons: 14
Coding region: 1-1458 (485 amino acids)
Source: RefSeq, a predicted model, not a curated record
AUGGCCGCCUCUUUCCUCGCUCACGGUGAGGCCCCAGAAUGUCGCACCUUUCCUGGAAGUUUUGCGAUGAGUCACCGCCAGCAGGGAGCGGGGAUUUCUCAAGAAGGCACAGACUUACCAAAGAGCUUCCUCCACAAACACAGCAGAGACAGGAGCAAACGGCUGCCAGCCGUCGAGUUCAAAAGACACAUAAAGGGGGAUACCAGAGGCUCCGGCAGUGGCAGUGAUGGUGUGGAUCACAGACAGAAAGCUGCUCAGUUCCUCAGGGAAGCCGAGAAGAACCGGAGACAGAUUGAAAAGUUGGAGAAAGAGAUAUCACUGAGUGUCCAGUGCAGGAAGAACGGCUGGACUGAUGUGUGUAGAGACCUUGAAGAGAACGAGAAAGUGCUGGAGGACGAGAGACGUGCAGACAAGAUGAAUCUUCAAAAGCAACUGGCGAAGAUUCAAAACGGUGUGAAGAAGUUUCAGAGAGUGCUCAUAGAUGUGAACCCAACUCCUGAGUUGAUUGAAAGACUGAAGGAAAUAAUGUCCGAGGUGGAAAUCACCAUCAAUGCCCUAAAAGAGGAGCAGCGCUCACGCCUUCUGGAGCUUCUGAAGGAGGAGAGGACGUGCACACAGGAGAUCGCUGCUUAUGAGAAGAAGAUUGAAAACUGGAGCCUCGCUCUUAAAUCAGAACCCAAACUACACACAACUCCCUCUGUUAAAAAGACCAAACCCCCAGACAGUGAUCUACCUGCAGAGGUCAGAGCCCUGGAGUCUUUCCUGAAGAAGACGGGUGGCCCUUAUGGGGGCUGGGACCAGUAUGGCCACCAAGCAUUCCUUAAAGUCUGGACAAAGCAACGUGGUCGUCCAGCAUACAGGAAAGAGGCAAAACUUUACCUGCCCGAUAAAACACUGGAGGAGAUAGAGCAACACGAGGACUGGCAUCAGGAGCUGAUCAAUCUGCAGGACAGAAAGAGAGAGGCUAUUCAGCGGUGGAAAGCCAGCAAACAUCGGGAACUUCAGAGCCGGACACAGAGUCAGGAGGAGGCCGUGGAGGCAGAGAGGAGGGAGAGGGAGGCCAAGAGCAAGCAACACAGGGCUGAGGAGGAAAAGAGGGAGGCAGCACAACAACUGGAGGAGUGGAGGGAGGCGAAGAGAUGGAAGGAGGAGCAGCAGGAGGAGGAGAAGAGACUGGCUGAGGAGAUACAAAAGAGGAAACGAGAAAAGGAGGAGCGUCGCCGGCAGCUGGAGGUGAAGCUAUCAGUUGAGGAGCAGCUGCGACUGAGGAGAGAGGAGGAGGAAGAGCAGGGGAGGAGGAGGAUAGAGGAGGAACAGAAGGAGAUGAGAAGGGAGGUGGCAAAGGGGAUCAGACACUUUAAUGACAGGGAUAUUCACAAGUUAGAGGAAAAGCUUCAAGAGAAACAGCUGAGGAAAAAAGAGGAAGAGGAAAGACAGAGGAGAUCUCUGUUAAGUUGAAGGAGAAGCAGAGACACCUCCAGGCUCACGAGUCCCACUAAGGGAUUGGAGGAGCGAGUGAAACACGUUGGACCUCCAGGAGAAGGGCCAGUGCUGGACAUGUCUCAUGGGUCUGAAUGACUCUGUGUUUUUAUAGUCGCUGGAUUUUCGGUGAUAAAGAUGAUCUUCUGCUGAGUUACUGAAAGCUGCUGUCAUUUUGUUGCAGAGCUGUUCGCCCUUGGAGACAAGGCCUGUGAAAAGGAGCAGUGAAAACCAACAGAGCAAACCUCUUUGCCUUUUGCUUUUAAUUGAAUUACUGUAUGUUGCCGUUUAAAAUCUUAUGCAUUGUAUUUCUUUUAAUUGAAAUUGUUAUUCUUACUAAUUAUUUACGAUGAAAGCUUGUUAUUAUAGAUUUGUGUAAAAUUCUCAACAUAUGAUCCACUUUAUUUAAGUUAAUGUACUUAAAUACUGUAUUCAAGUACAUUUUUUAGAUACAUUUCUUUUUUUUGUACUUUUCAUACUGUUGUGUAAUAUUGUACUUUUUACUCCACCACAUUAAUUUGAGAAACUUAGUUUCUAGCUACUUUAUUAAUGUGUAUAAACUAUGAUGCCUUGUGAAAAAUAAAACCGCCUAAACAAAC